Molecule: messenger RNA, 3199 nt
Organism: Culicoides brevitarsis
Lineage: Eukaryota; Metazoa; Arthropoda; Insecta; Diptera; Ceratopogonidae
Product: E3 ubiquitin-protein ligase AMFR-like
Exons: 12
Coding region: 532-2730 (732 amino acids)
Biological process (GO): endoplasmic reticulum unfolded protein response; ubiquitin-dependent protein catabolic process; protein K48-linked ubiquitination
Cellular component (GO): ubiquitin ligase complex; cytosol; endoplasmic reticulum
Molecular function (GO): ubiquitin protein ligase activity; ubiquitin binding
Source: RefSeq, a predicted model, not a curated record
UUGUUCGCAUCGGCGGAGAAGGUGUCAACGCAAUACUCUAUUAAAAAUCGCUGGAACGCGUCAAAAUCUCUGAUAAUUUUGUUGCGAUCUCUCGGAAAAAUCAAAGAAAAUUAUCGUAUUCGCUUCGAAAAAGUACUCGCGAGUUUGUGUGUUGUGUAAUUUUUUUGUUAUUAUCAAAAAAGAAGACGAAAAAAAAUAAACUUAAAAAGUUCAACGAAACCAGAAAGAGAGAAAAAGAAACACAAACAUAUGUGUGACAGUUCUCGGUGCAAAUAAUCAUUAAAUAAAUAAAUAAAGGCGAGAACAAGCUUUUAAUUGUCAUUCGACGACAAAACAAAGAAAAAAAAUUACCUGAAUUUUCCGGAUUUUCCACACGAACCAGAGAUUCACCAAAUGAAGAGGUAGAAGACGUCGAGACAUCAUCAAAUUUUAAUGUGUCUUAGCAGAAAAUCCGAAUAUUUUAGUGAUUAGAUACAAAAAAAGACAUAAAAAAAAUUAAAAAGUAAAAGUGAUUUAAAAAAAAUUAAGAACAUGCCAAUUGUGCUAAACAGUUCCGUACCUCUGCCGAAUCUCAAGUUAUACACGUCGAUCAGUGUCUUGCUUGUGAGCAGUUGCUUCUACUAUGCCAUCAGUGUGACGAGCGACCCAAACUGGAAACUCGAUACAAACGCGACGCUCUUUCCGAGUCAAAAUGGUGACAGUAGUUUGGAGGAAAUCCUCUCCAUGCAGGACGAGAUCAACGAGAAGGAGACAAUUAUGGAGAAUUUCAACAAUUUGCAAGAAACAAUUUUAGCGGCGAUUCAGUCGAAAAAUCAGAAUGGCGACGAGGAGCUGGAGGAAAUGGUGGCGCCGCAACAAACGCAUGCCGAUCGCAGUAUCAGGACACGGUUCAAGGAUAUCUUGGCGUUUAUGAUGUCGGAACCGGUUUGCAUUUGGACUCUCAUAAAUAUGGCGUAUUGUUGCCUAAUACUGAUGGGCAAGUCCAUUCAGAAGCUCGUUUUUGGUGAAUUACGGAUAUCAGAACAGCAGCACAUGAAAGACAAAUUAUGGAAUUUCAUUUUCUACAAAUUCAUCUUUUUAUUUGGCGUCGUUAGUGUUCAAUAUUUACAUGAGGUAAUUCUUUGGGUUUCAUGGUUUUCCGUGUUGGGAUUUUUGCAUUUGAUGUCACAAUUGUGCAAGGAUCGCUCGGAAUAUCUGACAUUCUCCCCAACCUCUCCCGGAUGGUCGCAUUUCCGUCUCGUGGGUCUCCUAUCCGCCAUUCUCACAAUUUCGGGCGUCAUGAUGGUGAUUGCCUUUUGCGUGGGCUUAUUCGCUGGCAUCAAUACGUUCUGUUUCAUGGCAGCUGAGGUUGUGCUUCUGACAAUAAAAACACUGCACGUUCUUAUCAGAUACGGAAUAUUUUUGUACGAUAUGAGACAAGGCGGAUUAAAUAACGAAUCGUCGUCGUGGGACAAACGCGGUCCGAUUUCCUACUACAUUGAGCUUUCAUUCGAAAUUGGCGCGCUCGUGAUUGAUCUGCUGCACCAUUUGCAUAUGCUAAUAUGGAGUAACAUCUUUUUAUCAAUGGCCUCAUUGGUGAUUGUGAUGCAGCUGAGAUAUCUAACGAACGAGAUCCAGCGAAAAAUAAAGAAGCAUAGAAAUUAUUUGUUGGUGUUGAAUCACAUGGAAAAGAGCUACCCGCAGGCAAGUGCUGAAGACUUAUCUCUCAACUCAGACAAUUGUGCAAUUUGCUGGGAAAAAAUGGAGUCUGCAAGAAAACUGCCAUGUUCACACUUGUUCCAUAAUUCUUGUCUACAAUCUUGGCUGGAACAAGAUGCCAGUUGUCCCACUUGUCGUUGCAGCUUGAGCAUCCAUAGCUACAGCAGUCAGCACGUGCAUGCGAACGAAAUUCGCAUUGAUGAGCCAGAAACGAAUCAAAGGACCGGAAAUAAUCACUUUUUCCAUUUCAAUGGUUCUCGUUAUGUGUCGUGGUUGCCAAACUUUUCUGUGGAAGUUACUCACAUCAACGACAUUUUGCGACGCGGAGAUCCCGUGCAACAAACGCAAAAUCACACGUCACAAGUGCGAAAUAUGGCACGCGUCGUGCAAGAAAUGUUUCCCCGCAUUCCCCUGAGUACAAUUAUCACGGAUCUGCAGGUGUCCCAUUCGAUAGAAGCGACAAUCGACAACAUCCUGGAAGGUCGUUUACCUGUUCCGUCCUCGCGUUUCCAGGAUUUCGAUGCGGAAAAUGACGCCGGUGAAGGUCCAAGUACGUCACGCGCUACUGCAAAUGCUUCUGAAGCAUCUUCAUCUGGCGCCGCUGCCACCGAAGGACCUUUUGCCAUCCGAUCAGCAAGCGAUUACUACGUUUCGCCCAAUUUGGAUUACUCGCCGUUGGCGUCGAAUGUCACGAAUAGCAGCGAAAGCAGUGGAAACUCGUCCCCCACAUCAACGACAUCCAGCAGUGGCUACGAAGUCGAGCGGAAUAACAGCAUCUUCGGCAAUCAGAACGACUUGUUGCGCGAAGAAAGUUUCGAGGAUGUCCGUUCCGAGCAAUUUUCAAUCAAUUCGGAGGAACGCGAACGCAUCUUGCAAAAACGCAAGGACCAACUUCUCGUGAAUGCACGAAAACGGUAUCUGGAAAAGUUCUCGACGACGACAAACGACACUCAGGGCAACAAUGCGAGCACGAGCUCAUCCGAGAAUGAUUUGAGAAGCAGAUCCUCCGUUUUGUCGUCGUCCACAGACUAAGAAGCCGCUGCGCCGCUUUCAUGCAGAGCCAAAGAGAGGCAGAAAUCUAAAAACUCAUCAGUGCCACAAAAUGCUCUUUAGGAAAAAAAACACGUUUUUUUAUUGUUAAAGACUGGCUUUCAACUCAAAUACGAAUCAAACAAGGGAGCGUACCUCUGAAUUUUAUAGAAUUUGCUACAAUUUGUGAUUUAUUUUCUGACUUACAAGAUGUGUAACAUAAAAAAACCCCAACUUAAAACGCAAAUCCUAAAAACCUAUUAGUUUGUAGAAGACACGAAUGAACAAAAAUAAAUAUUUAUCAACAAACAAGUCAUUAGUUAAUAAGGAAGUGCUUAAAAAUCUUUGGAGAUAAUUUUGAUUUUUUUUUCUUUUAAUUAUACUAGAUUUUAAUUGUGUAAAUAUAUUCUGUAACUAAAUGAUUAAUGAAUAGAACAAAAAAAUUGAAUUAAUUUAAGCGAUGAAAAAAUAA